CUCUAUAAAGCCAACGGCUAUUAUUCCGGUCUCUCACUCUUUUCAAUUUAUCGGAGCAGAAAAACUCGGGGGAGAAGAUCGCGGAGCUCAUGAACACCGAUCACAGUCUUCAUUCUCGGACAAUGUGGCAAAAACUCGGCUAAUUUCCUCGGCAGAUAAUCGCCACCCCCGCAAGUCUUGCAAUUUAAGCUCUCACCCUUUGCCCAUUUCUCUUGAUUCUUUCCCUUAGGUAAGAAUCCACUCUCUCCUCAAAAUACAAUUCUCUGCCCCAAUUCUUUCUGAGAGUUUAGCACUUUUACACACUGUGUUCUUCUAAAUCUUCAAGACCCACAACAAUGCUCUUUCCCCAGAGGAUGUGAAUUGCAAAUAUCGAAACUGGGGUACGUGGGAAAAAAAAAUUAAUAAUAAUAAUAGUUGAAGAUUUCUUUUGGGUUGCUAAUUUUCUUCUCUGUUUUUUAAUUACUUUUCACGUCUGGGUGUGAAAGGGUUGUUCUUAAAUCCCGGGAGGGGUUUCAUUUCUUUUCUGGGGAUUUUCGAUUUUUUCCCUUUUCGUGUACAGAAGUUGUUUUUUUUUUUUUUGGUUUUUGAUUGAUUACUUGGUUUUAGUUUCUGGGUCUUUGAAUGAAAUGUGAUUGAAAGGCCUUGAUUGAGUUAGAGGCCUUUUGUUUCAUUUCAAAAUCUAGGCAUCAAGAGACUGAGGUUUUAGGCGGGGGAGGUGUAAAAUGUCUGUUGCUGAUAUUGCUUUGAGUCCGAUUCGCAAAGAGUCGGUGCGUUCUGCCGGGUUUUGUGCUAGCCAGGUGGGGCAUUGCUCCAGCGAAUCGAUUAUACUAUAUCUCAGGGUCGCCGGCUCUGUGAUCCCCAUGCGUGUCUUAGAGUCCGACUCCAUAGCUUCGGUGAAGCUGAGGAUCCAAACAUGCAAAGGGUUUGUGGUGAAGAAGCAGAAGCUUGUGUUUGGAGGCAGGGAAUUGGCCCGGAACGAUACUCUCAUUAAGGACUACGGCAUUACUGGUGAGAAUGUUUUGCAUUUGGUGCUGAGACUUUCCGAUCUUCUGCACAUAACUGUUAGGACUAUUUGCGGCAAAGAGUUUGAAUUCCGUGUUGAUAGACACCGAAAUGUCGGGUAUAUUAAGCAGCGGAUCGUCAAGAAGGGGAAAGGUUAUGAUGAUCCUGAGGAACAGGAGCUCUUCUGCAACGGCGAAAGGCUCGAUGACCAGAGGCUCAUUGAUGAUAUUAGCAAGAGCAAUGAUGAUGUCAUUCACUUGGUGGUUCAGAAGUCUGCAAAGGUCAGAGCUAAGCAUUUCGCGAAAGAUUUGGAGCUCUCGGUGGUGGCAAUUGUCUCGAAUGAAAGAGGAUUUAACGGAGAAGAUGACAAUCGAAGCAAUGGGAAUCACGCCAUUGCAUGGGAUUCACCCGGUAGACUUCCAGAUUUCUUGUUGGAACCAAUCAUUGUCAAUCCCAAGAUUGAAUUGCCGUCUUAUGUGUGGGAUAUGAUCAACUCUACGUACGAUGGUAUGGUGAAGGGCAGUCAGCCCAUAAGGUCCUCUGAGGGGACAGGAGGGACUUACUUCAUGCAAGAUUCUUCUCAGGAGAUCAUUUCGGUUUUCAAGCCUAUCGAUGAGGAGCCUAAUGCAGUCAACAAUCCCCACGGCUUACCUGUAUCGCCAGAUGGGGAAGGGUUGAAAAGAGGAACGAGGGUAGGAGAAGGAGCCAUCAGGGAAGUAGCUGCAUUCUUGUUAGAUCAUCCCAGAAGCGGGCCUCGCACAUUAUCUGGCGAGACUAUGGGCUUUGCUGGGGUGCCACCUACAAUGUUAGUUAGGUGCUUGCACAAGGGAUUUAAUCAUCCCCAUGGAUUUGAUAGCUUAUCUAAACAUGUUAAGAUUGGAUCAUUGCAAAUGUUCAUGAAGAAUGAUGGAAGUUGCGAGGACAUGGGUCCUGGUCGUUUUCCCAUGGAGGAGGUGCACAAGAUUAGUGUUUUCGAUAUCAGAAUGGCUAAUGCAGAUAGGCAUGCUGGCAACAUUUUGUUUGGAAAAGGUGAAGAUGGUCAGACUGUGCUCAUUCCAAUCGAUCAUGGAUACUGCCUGCCUGAGAAUUUUGAAGAUUGCACCUUCGAUUGGCUUUAUUGGCCACAAGCUCACCAGCCUUAUUCAGCUGAUAUCAUUGAGUACAUAAAAUCUUUGGAUGCUGAGCAAGAUAUUGCUCUUCUCAAGUUUUAUGGGUGGGAUAUUCCUAUUAAGUGUGCCCGGACUCUUCGUAUCUCAACCAUGCUUUUGAAGAAAGGGGUGGAGAGAGGUCUCACGCCCUUUGUCAUUGGUAGCCUCAUGUGUAGGGAGAAUAUUAACAAGAAAUCAGUGAUCGAGGACAUUGUGAGUGAAGCUCAGGAUUCUUUGCUUCCCGGCAUGAGUGAAGCCGCAUUUCUCAAAGCUAUUUCUGAGAUCAUGGAUUCCCGGCUUGACAAGCUUGCAAAGUAAUUUUCCUCUAUUUUAUAGGUAUAUAUUUGUACGUAUGGAUCAAAAUUACUAGUCCAUUUUCAGAUGGACUGAAGAUUGUAUGAAAUGUGGAGGGCUUAUGCCUCAAGUUUCCCUUUCAUUUCUGUCAACUGACAGGAUAUUGAUAUAUACCGUGACUUCUGUCUACU
Molecule: messenger RNA, 2635 nt
Organism: Rosa chinensis
Lineage: Eukaryota; Viridiplantae; Streptophyta; Magnoliopsida; Rosales; Rosaceae
Product: phosphatidylinositol 4-kinase gamma 2
Exons: 2
Coding region: 723-2468 (581 amino acids)
Molecular function (GO): protein binding
Source: RefSeq, a predicted model, not a curated record